Molecule: messenger RNA, 1031 nt
Organism: Meloidogyne enterolobii
Lineage: Eukaryota; Metazoa; Nematoda; Chromadorea; Rhabditida; Meloidogynidae
Source: the annotation of a GenBank genome assembly
UUUCUUUUUUUUGUGUAAUUUUUUUUCUAGGCAGAGGAAAUUUUUUUCUAGUUUUUCUAGGGUUUUUUGCAAUUUUUGAAAAUACGUUGGCUAUUGUUCCGUUUUUUUCUUUUUUUCUCUGCUACUCUCUCCCAUUUUUUAACUCUCUUAUUUUUUCUUUUUUUCUCUCACCAUCUCUCUCAUUUUUUCACACUAUUUUCGUUUAGACUGAAAUUUUUGUAUUUUCUUGGAAUUUCGAUUAGGAAAUUUUUUUCAAAUUUAGAUAAAUUAAAUUAAUGUGCAAGACAAAAGUAUAAUAAUGAAUAAAUCAAUUAUUUUCAAUCCAAACAAUCACGAUCUCCACUGUUUUUUGGUGACUAAAAUUUCUGCUUGGAAGGGAAAAUACAAAAGAAUAUUUUCUGUAGGCAAUUUGGCAAUAACUACAUACAAUCCACAAUCUUUGGAAAUUACAAAUCAAUGGCUUUACGAAGACUUCUUUUCAAUUAACGUCGUUAACGAACGUCCACGUCAUUCCAGUGCUGAUUCUAGUGCAAAUACUCGACAUGAAGAUCAAUUUAACAUUCAGGUUCGAAAGAAAGGAGGCAAGUCAGAUUCUAUGCGGUUUUCAAGUGAAUUUGCACGUGAAAUUGUUACUGAAGCUCUGCGGUUUCAAAAUCGAUUUGCUUCUGAUAGGGCAGACCAAAAACCGAGAUUUCCUUGUCGAAAAAUUGGUUGGUCUGAAAAACCUCAAAAUUUAAUUUUGGAAGUUUCUGCCUGUUCAAUAAAUCAAUUGGAAGCAAAUACAAAUUCUUUGUUGAAAAAUUAUAAUUACAAGGAUAUUAGAUUAAUUAUUCCAUUAAAAGGAAGACAACAAGAUGCUUUUAUAAUUGAAUUGGGUGAACAAAGGAGAAGGGUAUUUUUUUGAAAUUUUUUUUUGAAUUUUUAGAAUUAUUUUUUGGGUGGUGGAAAAGGUUAAGAUCUAGUUUGUCUUUUCCAUUUUUAUUUUCCCCAAAAAUUUCUUUCCUCCGAUAAUUUUUCCCUAUAAACUCAUA